AAAGACCUUGACUAGUUAGGCCUACUUACAAACUGAAUUAUCAUGAGUUUGAUAACAUACGGCAAGGAUAGUCAAAAUCUAGGUCACGGUAGUAAAGGUGUAUGUCAUACAUAUACAAGUGUAAUCAAAUAGCAAGCUAGCCUACUUUAAUGUUGUAGCUGCUCAUGUAGCAGGCGUUCGUUAUUUAAGGCCACUUUAGUUCAAGCUGCAUUACAUCACAACAGUCGGGAUCGUGCGUUCGUGUAACAACUGACGUCAUAAUGCCUCUACCCUCGGACCUUUCUCACCUCCACCCAGAGUCCCAAGCUCGUCUGAAACUCUUCGAAGAGUCGGGAGGAAAAUAUUAUUUCGAUAUGGACACCAUUGAAGGAGCCAGACAGUCAAGCUGGGAAUCCAUCCAGGCGACCACUUUGCCUCAACCAUUUGAUGGCUCAACCACGGAACACUUUGUGUCCCUGGAAGAGGUACCAAAUGGCGUCCCAGUGUUUGUUUAUAAACCAAACAAACUACCCGUAGAUCCACAAAUAUUGGUGUACUUCCAUGGUGGUGGUUUUACUGUGGGAUGUAGAGAGGGGUAUGAAACAAUGCUCAAAAUAAUUGCUCAAGAAGCUGGUUGCAUCAUUGUAAACGUUGAGUACCGCAUGGGACCAGAGCAUAAAACGCCUGCUUGGCUGGACGACUCCGUGGCAGCAACAAAGUGGGCUAUGUCCAAUAAAGAUAACAUAGGGGGAACUGGUAAGAGUCAAGUUGGAGUAUCAGGAGACAGCGCUGGGGGUUGUAUAGCAGGUACUGUCGCAUACCAUCUCCCGGGAAUUGACUAUCAGAUCCUGGUGUACCCACAUCUGGAUCAUAGGUGCCUUCUACCUUCAUAUACGGAAUAUGCUGACGAUCAUCUCCUCACUAUGAAACUUAUCACAUGGUUCCAUUCCAAUUAUAUAUCAGAAGAGCAGAAGACCGAUCCAAAGUACAACGUCCUCCAGCAGACAGAGUUUAAGCAUGUUCCCAGAUGUUUGUUCAUAGUCGCUGAAUGUGAUCCUUUAAGGGAUGACAGUAUUGAAUACGCAAAGAAACUUGACGAAGCUGGAGUGCCUAAUGAAACACUCAACCUGAAAGGAAUACUCCAUGGUUUCAUACAAGCUAAUGGUGCCUAUCCGGAAAAUAGCAAGAUUGCCUACGACAGAAUAAUUGAAUACCUAAAGAAAAUCAAACAGUAAUAUCCAACAUGAAUGUUUAGACAUUACAGACAUCUUUAACAUUUAAUCAGUUAAUGAAAUAUCCACGAAAAGAUUGCAUCAAAUCGGACGAUUAGCGGUUAAGUUCAAGAGCACUGUUUUGAAGAUUAUGUCCCGUGUUGGGUAUUUGUACCUACCUUGUGAGUGAGGUAUUAUAAAUGGAUGAUUCUGUUGUCUUUUUGACUAUUUGUUCUCAUGUACAUUUUUAAGACAUUUGAUAGUAUGACACACGUUUGUGAUAAAGAUGUCGUGGAACUUCUGCCUACUAAGCUCGUGAAAUAAGGAAAGUUAAAAAAAUCGUACCUUCGAGGUUCCGACAUUUUGUUACCGUAAUCGAGUACCAGUGUAAUAAACGUGUUACACUGUCAGUCAGUAUACUUUUCAG
This is a messenger RNA of Owenia fusiformis, 1617 nucleotides long. The record is from the annotation of a GenBank genome assembly. Lineage: Eukaryota; Metazoa; Annelida; Polychaeta; Sabellida; Oweniidae.